UAAUCUUUAAUUGCUCAAACUAAACUUGGUAAGGAGGUAAUAUUUGCACAUACCUGGAUUGGUUUUAUUAGCAAGUAUUAAACCCCUUAACGGCUUUUGCCAAUUCAAUUCAUCACUGUCAUAUGACAAAAAAAAACUGCUGACGAGUUAAUCCGUUGUAAAACAAUGACUUAUUUAUAUCUGUGACGGGCGGCAAUUCGAGUAGCAGGAAAAUUAUUAGCAGUACGUAGUUUUACUGUUUUGCCGUUUGAUGAUUUUGGCAUGCUGAUUGGCUUACAUUGAGAUGUGUAGUUUGCUCUAAGCAUAACAUGUGCCGAGAAUUGAGUUACCAGUGCAACGAUUGCAAUGUAGGCAGCUCCUUACUUCAAGGUUUCCCAUUCCAAAAAGAUCUACUAAAACCAGUAUUUAAAAAACAGGUAUAUGGUAAAUAAUGUGUAAAAGUGUUCUAACGAUGUAAUGGGAGCUUAGGUAUGAGAGAUACUUCGACUCAGAUUAACCGAUGCAAUCCAGAUUGCAAAUUUCUUGUAUGUUUGGUAUCUGCAUAUAGUUUAUUUUAAUUUCUGGAUAUUUUCAACAAGAUAUACAUGGAAUACUCUGUUUAUGUUUAUUUUAUGGAAGAUUUACAUAUAAUGAUAAAAAUAAGUAACCGUAAGACUUUUUACCCAAAAAGUGCAUCUCUACGCUUUCAAAGCAUUAUUUUGAGACUGACCACAGAGAGAGAGAGAUGUCACAAAUGAUGAAAUCAAAUCAUUUUAUGCAUUAAGAGUACUAUUUAAACACUGCCAUUAAAUCAAAGUUAACAAAAAACUGUUCAUGUGAGGGCCUGGAAAUGGGCUUCUCUAAGGUUUUUGUGGACAUUUUUUUUAUUUUUGUACCGAUUACAGUAUGUGUUUGAGAAUAUUCAUAUAGUUGCUUACUAUUAAGUUAUUUACUAUAUUUUCUCUCUCUAUGUGCAUGUAGGAAACAUUGAGAUUGGUAGAAGAGCUAUUUUCAGAUUUAGUGCAAAUUUUGAAGUAACCUUUGUCCAAAAAAAGUGGUAAGAAACAACUCAAUUCUGAGCAACGAAUCCCCUUGUUGUAUUAACUUUCCAACCACAGAGUCAUCACACAAUUAGUCUUGUGCGAAUUAACCUUUGGGAUUUAUAAUGCAUCCCAAAUUUGAUAUUUUGAGUUCACAGAGAGCCACACAUGAAAUCUACCUUCCUUCAAACUGUUAUAGAAGAAAUAUACUGGUCAAGCUAAAGAAGUUAAUAGUUGACUGUAAGAAUUUGAAAACUCAAGUGGUAAAUAUUAUUGUUAUUAUUAUUAUUAUUAUAAAAUAAUUGACUAUUUGAAGAAAACAAAUCAUUUUAGCUGUAGUGGCAGAUACGAAAUGAUUAAAUCGUUAUGCAAAACGUUGCAGAACGUUUAAAAUAGGACUGAGAGUCUGAGCAUAUGGCCAUGAUGAAUAUAGCUGACACUGAACAUGCAUGCAAUUAAUAACUGUUUGGCAGUGAAAGGCUACAUGAAACUUAACAAAGAAUUCUAUCCAAGCAGCUUGUUGUUAUCUGUAUGAAUUGCUGUAUUUAUACACAGGAGAUUUCACUAUUAAGAACAUGAAUAUGCUACCAACAAUGUUCAAUGUUGUUCUCAAUAUUAUUAAAUUAUAUCCAAGGUGGUUUUUCUGCAAAAUGGAAUUAAAGUCAGUCCAAUAUUAGAAGGGUUCACAGACAGUUGUUUGGAAAAACAUUAAGGUUAUGUUCUCAGAUUAAUUAGACAUGUAAUAGGCUAUAUCUAUGGGAAGCUAUACACAUUUUAUUGUUCUCAUCACCAUCAUAGUUUACGUUCAGGGUCAAAAAGCAAAAGCUUUUUAUCAAACCAAACUAUACAAGCCUUAAACUUGUAUUCCAGACCUCUAAUUUUUAUUUACUGUCCAAAUGUAAGGCCGAUCUAUCUUUCUGUUGAUAUUUAAAAUGCACUUGGUGUUCAAAUGUUUAACUCUUUUUUAACAAUAAAUUUUAUUUGAUUGAUUUUAAAAUUAAUAAAGAUAACCACAACAAGUUUAAUUAUUAUCGAGUUUUAAAUAUUUUGCAUAUACACAUUGUUAUUAAUGAAUAACUCCUUUUAAGUAGAAUGUUUGAAAAUUACACCAUUUAAGAUCUUUAAGAACUUGAAUCUUUCAAUUACAAUUUAAGCAAACAAGUAUAGCUCUAAAUCAACAAAAAAGAUGUAAUUAUUACUGCCUGAUCAAAAAACUUAAACCAAUAAUUGUGAACCACUGUACUUUGUACCACAAAAUUGUAAAAUAAUAUUAUUAUCAAAUAGUUCUUUUUCAAUUAGUUAAUAAUUUCCAAAUUCAAUGUUUUUCAUGUUUACAAUACACUAAUAUAUUGAAGUAUUUAUUAUAUACACAAAUAUGUAUUUAUUAUUACAAUACACAUUUGCCUGAUUGUAUUGAAUUAACUGGUAACGUAUUAAUGCACUUAAUAAAACGUAUAAUAUUUAUCUCAAAUUUCGUUCAUUGUAUUAUCUUUUUAUUAAUAUUGUAUAGACUUGCUCAUAUCAUCAACUUAUUUACCAAACAUAUUAUAGGAGUAUGCCUAAAUCUACUUUCAGGACAGAUUUACUUUAGAAUGUUCUGCUCUUCAACAUUUCUUUACUGUAAAAUUACCAACAUUCAACUUGUAUCACAACAAAACAAAUUAUCAAAUUUCGGUAAUGUCAGCAUUGGACUGAAUGAACUAAAUAAAAAUAACCACCGACUGAAAUAGCACCUCACUGAGUAAUGGUAAAAAUAGCAUUAGAAGGUUGGCAGUAGUGGAACGAACAUCUACAAUGGUGAGAGUGUGUGUGAUAUCUAGAAAACAGAAACAUUGUGUAACUCGCUACAUAGAUUUAUUUUUCAUGUUAAUAAAUCUAGUACUCUGGAACAUGAUUACUCAGUUUUCGGAUCUUACUAAUUAAUCACAGUAUAAUCAGUGAGAUUUUACUGUUAGAAAUGAGACAGUUAGUUUUACUGACGGAAAAUUAGGAAUGUGUUAUUGGAAUGAAUUAUCAUAAUUAUCAGCUGAAGUAAGUUGUGGACAGAAGCAAUUCUAAUAAGUGAGUGACAAUCAUCAGUGGAUAUGAAGGAUGGAGCCUUUAACCAUCGUAACCCAGAGACCUCAAACGGAACUGACUAAUUUCCGGUGGGUUCAAGUGAUUAUGAUAUCUAAAAACCAAAAGCAUUGAUAAGCCACGCUACAGAUGUAUUUUUCACUCUAAAAGUAACACUAGUGGUGAAACAUCGGUUGAUCGGCUAUCUGUAACUUUGUGAUAACAGAAAAUUACAAAUGGAUUAUUAAAAUAUAUUAUUACACAAUAAUUAGUUGAGCUUAAUAGCACGAACUUAUACAAAAGUAUUUUUUUGUGUUAUUUACUCAAACUUUGGUGGACAUAAAGAAUGGAGCCGGUAACCAUUGUAACUCAGAGACCUCAAACGGAACUGACUAUUUUCCGGUGGGUUCAAGUGAUUGUGAUCAUCGUCGUUAUUGUCUGCAACGCAUAUUACCUUCAUGUUGUAAACACAAGAUAUGUGCCAGUGUCAUUGAGGUGUGAACAGGAGCUUCUCAACAAACUUGAAAAUGUUGCUGACUUCAAGAUUGGUGACGUACUAAUGGAGGAGUUCAGGUAUUCCCAAGGAACUUUUUGGCCUGAUACGAACACUGUUAAGGGAUGUCCUUGUCAUUUGAAAACUUGUGUCGUUAAGUGUUGUCCUUUUGAUGAGAGCUUUCACUCAAAAUCUAACCUAACUUGCUCUCCUGACAAUUCAACGACAGUGUAUUCCACGAUAUCGAACACAACAGUUUACAACAGGCUACGGGACGCUCGACGGGAAGCACUUCACAUUAAAAUGACCAAUCAGUCUGACUUUGUUGUGUUUAGUAAUACUAAGUGUUCGCAUGGUAAAACUGAAAGAACAAUCAUGUUCUAUGAAGAAGUAGAAGAAGCAGUUUUGAUUGAAGAUGGAACAGUACUAACUGGAGAUCUGACUUAUAUAGAUGUAGAUGAGUAUUGUAUUGAAUUACUUGAAGGGCAAAGCAGAAUAUUUCACUUGCAAUGUGUCGAGUACUACAAAUCUAUAGAAAACAUAGUAAGAGUAAUAUACGAAUUUAUUGAUCCCGAAGGAUGGUUUAUCUCCCAAGCAUGUUUAGUGAUAACGCUUCUUAUCUAUGUCACAUUACCACAACUUCGAAAUCUUCACGGAAAGUUGCUCAUAAGCUACUUAAUAUCUUUGGUUUUACUGAAUGCGGCUUUAUUCAUAGAAAUUAUCUUGCCCUAUCAAGUACCACAGAGAUUUUUACAGUUCUGUGUUCUGUCCAUACCGAGUUGGGUGACAGUGUUGUGUGUAGACUUGUGGCUUGUUUUCAGUCGGCCAUUACGAUUUCGCCAUGAUUCACGCUCUGGCUCUCGUCCUCAGUGGGGGAGGUUCCUGAUCUACUCUGCAUUUGGCUGGGGAAUUCCUCUUCUCUUCUGUACUUUUACGCAAGCUGUUGGUGUUAACCUUGGAAUUUCCGACUCCUGUCCCAAAUUUACAUUACAGAGAGAUCCUUGUUUCUUCAAUAAGAAUCGAAGUAUAAAAUUACUUCUAUCUUUCCCGACAUUAUUCAUGUUAGAAAUUAAUUUUUUACUAUUUCUCUCGCUCUUAUUUUACAUGCACAAUCAUUUUAACCAGAUAGAGAGCAUCUCUACAGAGUCCUCUCGGCGGCAUGCUCAGUUCGCUAGACAUAAUCUCCGCUUGUACAUCAAACUCGCUUUUAUCACUGGAGUCGACUGGCUGUUUAUACACAUUUGUAUCAGUGACAUAUUUAAUACUGAAAUAUCUAAAGUACUCGCUUUAAUCGUGUAUUACUGUCAGGGAUUUACUAUAUUUGUAAUUUUGAUUUGUAAUCAAUAUACCUGUAGACUUAUACGUAAAAGAUUGUGUCCAUUAAAAAAUGUACAUACUUAGAAUGACUUCUUUUUUGUCAAACUAGUGCUUUAUUAACCAUACUUAUAAGAACCAUUCUGACAUUACCUUUCUAUCUAAAUCAUAUAAAA
This is a messenger RNA of Homalodisca vitripennis (glassy-winged sharpshooter), 5057 nucleotides long. Its product is annotated as G-protein coupled receptor Mth-like. Bases 3421 to 4968 code for a protein of 515 amino acids. The transcript has a single exon. Gene Ontology annotation, molecular function: G protein-coupled receptor activity. Gene Ontology annotation, cellular component: membrane. The record is from RefSeq and is a predicted model, not a curated record. NCBI's taxonomy places the organism in Eukaryota, Metazoa, Arthropoda, Insecta, Hemiptera, Cicadellidae. Gene Ontology annotation, biological process: G protein-coupled receptor signaling pathway; cell surface receptor signaling pathway.